AUGAAUGCUCGUGGACCAAAAAAGCAUUUGAAGAGAUUAGCUGCCCCAGCUCACUGGAUGUUGGACAAGUUGGCCGGCAAAUACGCCCCAAGACCAAGACCAGGUCCACACAAACUCCGUGAGUGUCUCCCACUCAUCAUCCUCAUCAGAAACAGAUUGAAGUACGCUUUGACCGCCCAAGAAUGUACUAUGGUUUUGAUGCAACGUUUAGUCAAGAUCAACGGUGUCGUUAGAACCGAUCCAAAGUUCCCAGUUGGUUUCAUGGACGUCAUCACCAUUGACAAGACCAAGGAGAACUUCCGUCUCCUCUACGAUACCAAGGGUCACUUCCAACUCCAACGUAUCCAACCAUCCGAGGCCAAGUUCAUCCUCACCCGUGUCACCAAGGUCGAAACCGGCAUCCACGGUAUCCCAUACUUACACACUGAAGAUGGUCACACUCACCGUUACCCAGACCCAGAAAUCCACCGUCACGACACUGUCAAGGUUGACCUCGAAACUGGCAAGAUUGCUGCUCACAUCCCACUCGCCACCCACAACCUUUGCAUGAUCAUCGGUGGUCACAACACCGGUCGUGUUGGUAUCAUCAACAACAUUGAAAAGCACCCAGGUUCCUUCGAUGUUGCUUACAUUACCGACUCUGUUGGUCACUCGUUUGCCACCCGUCUCUCCAACGUCUUCAUCAUCGGUCAAGGUCAAACCACCUUUGUCUCAUUGCCAGCUGGUAAGGGUGUCCGUCGUUCUGCCGUCGACGAACGUAAUGACGCUCUCCGUAAGAGAGGUGAAAAGAUUGAUGCUUAA
Molecule: messenger RNA, 801 nt
Organism: Cavenderia fasciculata
Lineage: Eukaryota; Evosea; Eumycetozoa; Acytosteliales; Cavenderiaceae
Gene: rps4
Product: 40S ribosomal protein S4
Exons: 3
Coding region: 1-801 (266 amino acids)
Biological process (GO): translation
Cellular component (GO): cytosolic small ribosomal subunit; ribosome
Molecular function (GO): structural constituent of ribosome; RNA binding
Source: RefSeq, a predicted model, not a curated record